Linum trigynum is the source of this 3546-nucleotide messenger RNA. NCBI's taxonomy places the organism in Eukaryota, Viridiplantae, Streptophyta, Magnoliopsida, Malpighiales, Linaceae. The record is from the annotation of a GenBank genome assembly.
CAUCUACAAAAUCCCAAAUUCAUAAAUACUUCAUCAAUACCCUACCCAACAUAUAUAAUGAAUGAAUUUACUUGAAUUACUAGAUAAUUGCCAUUCCUAAUUGCAGCAAACUAUGUUUAGAUAGAUGAGAACCACCAGGGAACAUGGGCACUUGGACUAUGAAGACAAAGUUGGCCAUUACAACAAGAUGAGAGCCCAAUUCAUCAAAGAUCAACAGCCCAUCAAUCUUUCUUCUCCAUGCUAAAUUCCCCAUUCCUUUUAACUCCCCCCAUCUUUUCCAUCAAAUCUUUUAAUUUUCCUGUUGAAAUAUUAUAAAACGCACAAACAUAACCAUCUGGCCGAAAGCAUCGCUACAGCCAUGAAAUACUUCCCAACACCCCCUCCUCCACUUUUUUAUUAUAAAAAAAAAAAAAAGAGUAGCUCCACCAUAUUUUCUUGCCCCAAACUCGCUUUUGGGAUUUCAUUACUAAUCCAGAAAACAAAAAGGAGGAAGAGAUAAUUAAGAAGUAUAUCAUCAUUAUCUUUGCUUCUCUUUUUUUUUUUUUUAUAUCUAUUUUUGCCCCACACACCCAACAGAAACAGGAAGGAAGAAAAUAAGGAUUCUUCUUUCUGAUCCCUAGCUCCUUGAUUCUCCCAAGAAAGGCCCGUCGAUCGCCACCGCCAAAUUCCGACAUGGAUCUCCUCUUUUCCGUUCGAAGCUGUUAGUCGAUCGAUUUCACAGUCUCCAUCCCCUGCUCUCGGCAGCUCCAGGUACGUUAAUCAUUUUCGUGAUCUCAACAACAGUCUUGUUCUCUUUGGAGUUUACGAGGGAUUCGAUUAAUUCUGUGAAACCGUGAUCGAUUUCCUGUAUGAUAUUGAGAUAUAUUUUUUUUUUUGUUAUUAAAGGUGCAAUUGUCGGAUUCAAUCUCAUAAAAUUGAUUAUCUAGAAUUUUAAGGUUUGCUUGGAACAUCCGACCAUUCACGAACCAAAGCUACAUUUUCAUUCAUUUUUAUCAAUUAUUCGCAUAAAUUCACUUAUAUAUAUUCACACUCAUCACCUACUUCACGCACAUAACCUCCUAUAUUCUUCAUAAAACAAAAAUACUAUAGGACCCAAAAAUGUAUCGUGCUUGUACAAUUUCCUUGGCUUAUAUAAAUGCGUAUACGUUGUGAUCUCUCUUUUCCCUUGUUUCGCUUCCCAUGCAUGCACGUACGUACGCAGAUGGCAGAGGAAGAAUAAAACCCGAUGCGAUUUAGAAGCCCAAGAAGAAAUGCAAACACUCUGAAAAAAAUCAAAUAUCUUGGCGCUCCUUUUGAAUUCCGUUAAAAAGAAUUUUUUUUCCAGAGAUGGAUGACCACGUCAAUGGCAACAAGGUCACCGGGAUUCGCCAAAUCGUCAGGCUAAGGGAGAUCCUCCACAAGUGGCAAGCCGUCACCAUCGGCGGCGGCGGCUCCUCGUCGUCGUCGUCGAGAUCCAACGGCGGCGGCGGCGGUGCAACAUCUCGGGUUAGCCAGCCGGCUCUAGGAGGGAUCUCCCCGGCGAUCAACAACAGAGUGGCGGACAUCAUCAAGAUCAGCUGCGACUCCGACGAGGAAGGCUGCCCGAGCCCCGACGCCGAGCCGCCGGUGGACGUCCCCAAAGGUUACCUGGCGGUUUACGUCGGGCCGGAGCUCCGGAGGUUCAUCAUUCCGACGAGCUACCUGAGCCACUCUUUGUUCAAGGUGCUGCUGGAGAAGGCGGAGGAGGAGUUUGGGUUCGACCACAGCGGCGGGCUCACCAUCCCUUGCGAGAUCGAGACCUUUAAGUUUCUACUCAAAUGCAUGGAGCAUCAUCCCAAGGACCACAAUGCAGAUGAUGAUGAUGAUGAUGGCACAGGUGAAGAUCAUUCAUUAACUGUUAAGGAAGGAUAGAGUAAUGGGGGCAUGCUCUUUAAUCUGCAGAUAUAUCUUCUUUUCCAAAUUUUUACUAUCUUACUUUGCCUUUCUUUUGGCUUCUUUUUUCGCCUGAUUGACAAACAGUAGGAAAGGAGGGUUUAAUUAGAUAGAUGGGCCGCAGGAUUGUGUGGGUUUUUGCGUCUGCUGAAAAUGGAGGCUUGGUGGGUUUACAUGUUCUUUUUUUUUUUUCUUCUUUUUCGUGUGGAGAUGUAAUGUAACCCAAAAUGCUAUUUUGUUGAAAUACAAGCAAGGAUAAGUUAAUAAUUGUUGGUCACCUAUGAUGGGAUUUCCCCCCAAAGUAUGUGGAGUGGAGUUACAGAAUCUAUUAUGUAACAAUGGGCUGUGGCCCAUUGUGGAUGAUGUUGUAAACUAGUUGUGUAGGGCUAGUUAGUAGACUCGAGACCAAGGUUCAGGAAAUCGUACUGGAGGUUAUACCGGAAAAAUGAGUGGUAGGAUAUUUUGUACUAAAAUUGUGAUUUAAUCGUGAUUGAAUCGUUUCCUAUCGCUAAAAUCAUAUCCUGACAUUUCUCAGCGAAAUGGUUUGGUAGAUGGUAAAAAUUGCCAUGUGCUGAAAGUGACUCGAACUCUCCUCUUGGAGUCUCACAUUCCUUCCUCUUCUUGGCCCGAAACAGUCGUAACUGUCAUUCUAUUAAUUAAUUAUCAUGGCAUGACAAGGUGUACGUCGAACUAAGUGAGGUGGCUCUCACAACCCUCAUGCAUCGAUUUUGUCAAGGUGCCGAACUUACCUUAAUGCACGUAUGGCUAUUGUGGAGCAAGAUCAAUAAGAACGUGAUAGAUGAGAUCAAGAGAGGGCGGAGCAUUAAAGAGUUGAAAGGGAGCAUGCUAAACAAGUUAGAGCUAAACUGAGCACGAGCCUUACAAGAACGUAUAGAGAGGAACCUUCAGCAACAUCACCCAUUCGUGGGAAGAUCGGCAUAGAGGAGGAGGAGGAGAAGGAGAUGAUGAUAUGAGGGCAUCAAAAUCAAGAUUACAAUCCCUUUCAAGAAAGAAGUAAUCCUCGAUGCUUACCUCGAUUGGGACAGAAAGAUAGAGAUGAUAUUCGAUUGCCACGAAUACACUCAAAGAAGGAAAGUGGCUCUAGUUUUCCUAGAGUUCACUGAUUAUGCUAUAGUCUCUGGUGGGAUCAAUUAUGUGCACAAAAGAGACGAAAUGGAGAAGACCAACGGUCGAGCUGUAGAGAGAUGGAGAGAAUCACGAGGAGUCGAUUUGUGUCAGUCUAUCACCAAAGAGAGAUGCAUCAAGCUCUUCAAAUCCUUUAACAAGGCUGUAACAGCGUGGAAGACUAUUACAAAGAUGCAUAUGCUAAUGAUAUGUGAUGAUAUUAGAGAAGAUUGAGAAGCCACCAUAGCUCGAUUUCUCAAUGGUCUAAAUCGUAAAGUGAAACAUGUAGUGGAAAUUCAACCCUUUGUUGAAUUGCAGGAGCUCGUGCAAAUGUCGAUCAAGGUGGAGAAGCAACACAAGGGUGGCUAUUAAAGACGAGUUGCUUUAUCAACUAGUGGUACAUCUAGUGCCCCACAUUCUUCCUAUGCCAAAAAGGAGGAUCCAAAGCCAAUUAUUAAGCCAAUUUCACAGCUAUCUUCUAGAGUGGAGAAAUCAAUAUCCUCAAACAGC